Raphanus sativus (radish) is the source of this 1348-nucleotide messenger RNA. Its product is annotated as SUPPRESSOR OF GAMMA RESPONSE 1. The record is from RefSeq and is a predicted model, not a curated record. Gene Ontology annotation, cellular component: nucleus. Gene Ontology annotation, biological process: regulation of DNA-templated transcription. Gene Ontology annotation, molecular function: transcription cis-regulatory region binding; carbohydrate binding; DNA-binding transcription factor activity. Lineage: Eukaryota; Viridiplantae; Streptophyta; Magnoliopsida; Brassicales; Brassicaceae.
AUGGGAGAUGAGGAUUACACAACAAUGCUAUGUGUAGACUCUGGUGCUAUAGAAACUCCGAUACUGUUGAAACCAUGUGAAGCGUGGAGAGGCAGGCAAGAACUCUCUAUCGUCUCUUCAAGCUACUGCAGUGGUCAGCUUGAUCCACGUAAGUUCAUAAACACGUUACUAAAACCAUGGAAACUAACUCUUGGCAGGACUUGGAUUGUGGAUGGUCCAUGGAUUGUGGAGAAUGUAAAGAAUGUGUCUAUGUCAUCAGAUCUUCAGAUUGAAGACUGCGGAGCAUAUAUAAACUGUCCCAACUGCGGUCACCGAAACGACAACAGAAAUGUACUGACUCCAUGGCCAGGCCUUCCUAAAGGUGUGAAGUUCGAGCCGACCGAUGAGGAAGUGAUCGAGCAUUUGCAAGCCAAAUGUGGGAUUGAUGGUUUAAAACCAAAUCAUUUUAUUCAAGAAUUUAUCUUUUCUGUGGAGGAUAUCAAUUACAUUCACCCUGAAAAUCUUCCAGGUAACUAGGAUGGAACUAGCACAUUCUUCUUUAACAAGACGGUGCAUGCAUCCAAGGGGGAAAGAAAGAGGAGAAGCAUCACACCGUCUGGUCUGAAGGACGCAUCCUUACGUUGGCGCAAGACCGGUAAAACCAAACCCGUGAUGAUUAAUGGAGUCCAGAAGGGUUGCAAAAAGUUCAUGGUGCUCUACAAGAGCGCCAAGAAAGGAUCAAAACCUGAGAAUUCGAAAUGGGUUAUGCACCAGUAUCACUUGGGAAGAGAAGAAGCGGAGACUGGUGAAUACGUCGUUUCUAAGAUCAUGUAUCAGCAACAACAACAGGGACUGGAGAACACUCAAGAAGCUUCAUCGUCCCUUGUGGAGAAGAACCCUAAUUAUUGGGAUUUCGACAUGAGUUAUGGAAACUGCAUGGUUUCAGAUUUGGAGGAUGCUGAUUUAGGGUCUCUCCCUGAUAUUCCUUCCUUUGCUUCUGAGGACAGCAUAAUGAAUUGCCUUGAAUGGAUCUGAGGUAAGGAUUCUAAGAUGUUGAUAUAUUAAAGGAAUAAGAAGGGAAGGCAAAAAGCAGAGGAAUGUAAAUAGAUAAGCAACCAGUAAAGUGAGAGUUCUAUCGCCCCAUUGUCUUCUGUUUCUGUCACUAGGCGCGACACCAAGAACUUUUGUCUCGGACAGUACACAGUUUCAUGGGCUUCAGAUCUCCAACGGCCGUGUUUUUUUUUUCUCUCAUUUGCUUUGUUCCUUGUUCUUUGUUAAGUUCGUGUAAAGCAAGCCUCUACCGCAUGUUCUACCUAUGUCUAACCUCGGGUAUGUUAAUUUUGGAAAGCUCAACAACGUGUUGCUGUCC